Messenger RNA from Aureobasidium subglaciale EXF-2481, 3194 nucleotides. RefSeq lists its product as uncharacterized. The record is from RefSeq and is a predicted model, not a curated record. Bases 386 to 2737 code for a protein of 783 amino acids. Gene Ontology annotation, biological process: ubiquitin-dependent protein catabolic process. Gene Ontology annotation, molecular function: ubiquitin protein ligase activity; protein binding. The transcript has 7 exons. Lineage: Eukaryota; Fungi; Ascomycota; Dothideomycetes; Dothideales; Saccotheciaceae.
GACGCUCUCUCCGUCAGCAUUUCCCAACCAACGUCAGGCCAGUCCCUUUCCGCCCUCUCAUCGACAUAGGCGCGUGUCGUUAUAUCCUUUCCGCCGCCGUCUACAGCCGGCGCGCCUCUUGAGGACGAUUGCAGAGCCGUGGCGAUUGUUGCAGACACUCAGUACUGCUACUCGACGUGGAGCACAGCCACUCGCUCGUAGCCUCAUCCUGAUCCUCGCCCAGUCCCAUCCUACCUACUCGCUCUGGGCACGUGCAGACGCAGGCAGACAGGCAGACAUCUGCUCUCUCCCGCCGACAGCAGUCGUUGCUCCCCGGGCUGCGAGCUCUUGCCGACUCGAUAUCCCCACCAUUUAGCCCUCCAGCGAAACACGCGCCCAAUCCACCAUGGCCGACCUUCCGGGCCAGCCCAACCUGCGUGUGACGAUCAUCGCCGCCGACGGCCUCUACAAGAGAGAUGUCUUCCGAUUCCCCGACCCUUUUGCCGUAGCCACCGUCAAUGGCGAGCAAACGAAGACGACGGGUGUCAUCAAGAAGACGCUCAACCCUUACUGGAACGAGAGUUUUGACAUGAGAGCAAACGAAGAAAGCAUCCUCGCCGUUCAAAUCUUUGACCAGAAGAAGUUCAAGAAGAAGGACCAGGGCUUCCUCGGUGUUGUCAACGUCCGUGUUGGCAGUGUCAUCGACCUGGACGCUGGUGGUGAUGAGAUGCUUACUCGCGACCUUCGCAAGAGCAAUGACAAUCUCGUUGUCAACGGCAAGCUGAUUCUCAAUCUCUCUACAAACCUCAAACCCACCGCAACCCCUGCCGCUGCAGCCGCCACCGCCGCCGCCGCCGGCCCUGCCCGUCCCAAUGGUGCCGCUUCAUCCUCUACCUUAGAUGCUCCUCCCCCAGCGGGUGCACAACGCCAGGCCAGCACAUCUGCCGACACGUCAGCUCCCCGCACCGCAGGGUUCAGUGCCUUCGAAGACUCGCAAGGCCGUUUGCCUCCAGGCUGGGAGCGAAGAGAAGACAACCUGGGCCGUACAUACUACGUCGACCACAACUCCAGACAGACAACGUGGGUUCGUCCGACGGCCAGCUACAACGCUGGCGAACAGCGCCAGGCCAACGAAGCAGAGACGCAAGCCCAGCGUGCGCGACACCAGAACCGCAUGUUGCCUGAUGAUCGCACCGGCGCCAGUUCACCAACCUUGUCGGGCGGUCAAAACUCUCCACCUAAUGGUCCUGCCGGAACUUCGAACCCUCAGGCAAUGUCAAUGAUGGCCACUGGCACUACUACUGCUGGCACUGGCGAGCUGCCUGCCGGUUGGGAGCAACGCCAUACACCCGAGGGGCGUGCUUACUUUGUUGACCACAACACUCGCACUACCACAUGGGUCGAUCCCAGGAGGCAACAGUAUAUUCGCAUGUACGGUCAAAAUGCUGCAAACGGCACCAUCCAGCAGCAGCCUGUCUCCCAGCUCGGUCCCCUGCCUAGCGGAUGGGAAAUGCGUCUCACAAACACUGCCCGUGUGUACUUUGUCGACCAUAACACAAAGACAACCACCUGGGACGAUCCCCGCUUACCUUCAUCGCUGGAUCAAAACGUACCGCAGUACAAGCGCGACUUCAGAAGGAAGCUCAUUUACUUCCGUUCUCAACCCGCCCUCCGCAUUUUGUCCGGCCAGUGCCACGUCAAGGUCCGACGUACUCAUAUUUUCGAAGACUCAUAUGCCGAGAUCAUGCGUCAAAGUCCAAGUGAUCUUAAGAAGCGUCUGAUGAUCAAGUUCGAUGGUGAGGAUGGUCUCGAUUACGGUGGUCUCUCUAGAGAGUUCUUCUUCCUUCUGUCUCACGAGAUGUUCAAUCCCUUCUACUGCUUGUUCGAAUACUCGGCCAUCGACAACUACACACUACAGAUCAACCCUCACUCAGGCAUCAACCCUGAGCAUCUUGGAUACUUCAAAUUCAUUGGACGUGUCGUGGGUCUCGCCAUCUUCCACAGGCGCUUCCUCGAUGCCUUCUUCAUUGGAGCGUUCUACAAGAUGAUUCUUCGCAAGAAGGUCAGUCUUGCUGAUAUGGAAGGUGUCGAUGCCGAUUUCUACCGCACCUUGAGUUGGACCUUGGAUAACUCUGUCGAGAAUGUUAUUUUCGAGCACUUCUGUGUCGAGGACGAAGUCUUUGGCGAGAAGGUUACCAUCGACCUUAAGCCUGGUGGUAGAGAUAUUGAAGUGACCGACGACAACAAGAGAGAAUAUGUCGAGCUUGUUACCGAAUGGAGAAUUCAGAAACGUGUCGAUGAACAAUUCAACGCCUUCAUCCAAGGAUUCCACGAGCUCAUCCCGUCAGACCUUGUAAACGUCUUCGAUGAGCGUGAGCUCGAGCUUCUCAUUGGUGGUAUCUCUGAAAUUGACGUCGAUGAUUGGGCCAAGAACACCGACUACCGCGGCUACGACGAGAAGGAUCCCGUUAUCCAGAACUUCUGGAAGUGCAUUCGCACAUGGGACUCUGAACAAAAAUCUCGUCUAUUGCAAUUCGCAACCGGUACCUCUCGUAUUCCCGUCAACGGAUUCAAGGAUUUGCAAGGAAGUGACGGACCCCGCCGCUUUACAAUCGAGAAGUCAGGCGAGGAAGGUCAACUGCCCAAGUCGCAUACCUGUUUCAACCGUCUCGACCUGCCGCCGUACAAGACCUACGAAGCGCUCAACGCUAAGCUUAUAUGGGCCGUGGAAGAGACUGUCGGAUUCGGACAGGAGUAGAGAAGAAAUCCAGGACUGUUUUAAAGUUGUGUUGUGGAAGUUUGGUUGUGGUUCUUUUUUUUCCCCUCUUUUCUUUUAUCCAUCAAUCAUCAGAAUGGGAGGUAACAGUGCUAGGAUAGGGAGGGUUAGAGCAAGAAAGAAAGAAUGGGCUUGUUCUUUUUUCAUGCUCUUUUUCUAUGUGUUUACUUGACCCGCUCUUUUUUUGGGUCCAUCAUCACUACUUACAAGACCUUUGAGAUUGCAAAUGUGGAACAUGGCUGAAUGUACAUCCUCCUUGGUCUUCCAACUUCUACUCCUUGCGUGUGCAUUCCAUCAUCCUUAUUGGAUACUGGUCGACACGGUUUUGAACACUGGGACCUUUCUUUGUCUUGUACGUGGUCGGUAGCUCCUUCAUAGUAUUUAUAUCUGCCUUCGUGGCUGCUGCUCGACCAUCGUUUGCAUUGAAUGUCAAGUCCGA